Messenger RNA from Striga hermonthica, 525 nucleotides. Lineage: Eukaryota; Viridiplantae; Streptophyta; Magnoliopsida; Lamiales; Orobanchaceae. The record is from the annotation of a GenBank genome assembly.
AUGGGUUUGCAAAAUGAGCUAUCCGACGUCGCCUCCGACUCUGUAUUUGUAAUCAUGGUGGUGCUCGCCGUCAGGAGCGUACUUUAUCUCCAGUCCGCCUUCCUCUCUAUCCUGCGCGCGCUCGGAAUCAAUUCGCCGUCGUGCCCGUCCUCCGGCGACUCGGAGGAUGAGCAUGGCCUCGGCAAGCCUCUGCACGACCUCAUCGGGUCCGGCCUGGCCGGGGUCAACAUCCUUUGCGAGCAGAUGAAUCUAAACGGCGACUUGUCAACGCGCGCGUGCUGGUCGGACGCCGCCGACCGGGUCGGGUCGGACUGCGUGGUGUGCCUGAACCAGAUUUGCGAGGGGGACCACGUGCGCAGUCUGCCGUGCGGUCACGUGUUUCACAAGGACUGCCUGGACGGGUGGCUGAACCAGAUGAACCUCAACUGCCCGCUCUGCCGCGCGCCGCUGGUGCCCGCAGAGCGCGUGGCCUGCGAGCGGAGGCGCGUGGCUGAGGAUCUGCUCACGUGGUUCGCCUUCCAGUGA